UGGCGUAAGGCGCGCGCCGCGCUGUCAGUAGCCCCCGGCGCGGUCGCCGGAUUGACUAGAAGCGGGCAGGUGAUUCGGGAUCCCCCGGCCUCGCCGUCCGGAGGGCACCAUGGACGACAAGGUCAGGUAGAUCCCCCUCGCUGCUCCCGUAUCCGCAGGCCCGGAGAGCGUCCGCAAACCCCCUGCCAUGCACGCUCCUGCCGAAACUUGAGACUUCGGUGGGAGGGCGCAGGCCUCGCUGUCAACGAUGUCUUCAGGUUGAAGCACAAGCGAGAAUCCUUGCCCCGCUGGAUCAGUUAGUAGAAUCAAAAGGCAUCUUUGCUGUUCUCAUCUAUUAUGGUCAUCGAGGUGUUUUAUUAAGUAAAAAAAAAUUGCAAAUCAACAUAAUACAGUGCGUGUAAAAAGAAGUAAAGUAAGAGUUAAUUGAAUACUUUAAGUCUCAGAUGAAAGAGGAUCCUGACAUGGCCUCGGCAGUGGCCGCCAUCCGGACUUUGCUGGAGUUCUUGAAGAGAGAUAAAGGGGAGACGAUCCAGGGCUUGAGAGCAAACCUCACCAAUGCCAUAGAGACGCUGUGCGGCGUGGACUCCUCGGUGGCCGUGUCCUCCGGCGGGGAGCUCUUCCUCCGCUUCAUCAGCCUCACCUCCUUGGAGUACUCUGACUACUCCAAGUGUAAAAAGAUCAUGAUUGAAAGGGGAGAGCUGUUCCUCAGGAGAAUAUCCCUGUCGAGGAAUAAAAUCGCAGAUCUGUGCCAUACGUUCAUCAAAGACGGGGCGCGAAUCUUGACUCACGCCUACUCCAGAGUGGUCCUUCGAGUCCUGGAAGCAGCCGUGGCAGCCAAGAAGCGCUUCCACGUGUACAUCACGGAGUCCCAGCCCGACCUGUCGGGUAAGAAAAUGGCCAAAGCCCUCUGCCACCUCAACGUCCCUGUCACUGUGGUGCUGGAUGCCGCUGUUGGCUACAUCAUGGAGAAAGCUGAUCUGGUCAUUGUGGGUGCGGAAGGCGUGGUUGAGAACGGAGGCAUCAUUAACAAGAUUGGAACCAACCAGAUGGCUGUGUGUGCCAAGGCACAAAACAAGCCCUUCUACGUGGUUGCAGAAAGCUUCAAGUUUGUGCGGCUCUUCCCGCUGAACCAGCAGGAUGUCCCUGAUAAGUUCAAGUACAAGGCAGACACUCUGAAGUCCGUGCAGACCGGGCAGGACCUGAAGGAGGAGCACCCGUGGGUGGACUACACAUCUCCUUCCCUGAUCACGCUGCUGUUCACAGACCUGGGCGUGCUCACGCCCUCAGCAGUCAGCGACGAGCUCAUCAAGCUCUACCUCUAGCCGCUCCCUCCGCCCGCGUCUGGCGGCCGCGUCUCCACUGAGCACCCAACAAAACUCAGCUUGUUUUUAAAGGACAUUGUGGACAAAGGAUCUAUAUCAUAAAUCCUGGAGUAUCUUUUUUAUUCGUGGCUCAGUCCCAUCUAAAAUUUAUCCAAAAACCAAACCUAAACUUGCUUAGUUUCCACAAACUUGCAGUCCCUGUCCAUUUCCAGAAACCCAAGUUAGACUGUAGACUCCCUGCUGACGGAAGCCUGCGUCCAGCUCCCUUCCUGUCCUGCUCGCCUCACUGACUGGCCGAAAGUGUCCACGGAAGUGAUGCGCACUGCAGGCGGGGUCCCAUCUACAGCCAGGCCCCUCUGCCGUAGUGACCAACAGUGGCCAAGACUCUGCACACGGUGCCUUGAAACGAAGGCAGGAGACACGGGAACCUGCAGCAGGGUCCAGCCAGGUGGCACAAGCUGUGAGGCACAGAAGGCUGGCAGGAGCGUGGCUCACCGCUCUCCUCCUGGAAUGUGUGUAAACCUAGGGUCUGUAUCCGUAAAAGAUGGAAAUUUCCUUUAAACAUGUUGGGUCCUGGACAGCUUUUUAAAAUUAGACUUGGGGCCCAAUUGAGGAUCUUUACAAAUAAAUUGGAAGGUUUGAUAUGGCA
Molecule: messenger RNA, 1971 nt
Organism: Chinchilla lanigera (long-tailed chinchilla)
Lineage: Eukaryota; Metazoa; Chordata; Mammalia; Rodentia; Chinchillidae
Gene: Eif2b1
Product: eukaryotic translation initiation factor 2B, subunit 1 alpha, 26kDa
Exons: 10
Coding region: 444-1322 (292 amino acids)
Biological process (GO): translational initiation
Cellular component (GO): eukaryotic translation initiation factor 2B complex
Molecular function (GO): guanyl-nucleotide exchange factor activity; translation initiation factor activity
Source: RefSeq, a predicted model, not a curated record